GUGUUCUAAUGACCAACAUUUUCUCGUGCUUUAUCCAUCAACAGGUACAAAGGUUUCCGUAGCAAGUUUGAAGGUAAGACUCCGUCCCUAAGGAAGCUGAGCAUGAAGUUUUUGGGUAUGAAGAUCCAGGAAGGGGAGCAUAACUCAGUUGAAGAUGCACAAGCAACAAUGAGUCUGUACAUGCUUUGUCGAAAGCAGUGGGACCCUAAACAGAAGAAGAAGAGGAACAAUGCUAGUAAAGAAUAUUAUAAAUAUGAACCAAGAAAAGAAAGCAGAAGAACCAACGUCACGUCAUCUUCAUACUUCGGCCAAGUCAGCAAGCUCCCGUCAUUUGAAACCAAAAACGACAAGAAUAUUGAGAUUGUGACAAUAUACGGUAAUCAUCAGGAAUUAGGCAAGGAAAAGGAUGAAGAGCUGGCAAAUUGUGAGAGUUCUGAGUUGAAAAAAGGUCUGUCUGAAAAUGACCCUUCAACUCUUGGUUCUAAUGCCAUCCAGACAGAAAAGACAAGUGGUAGUAGUAUUAUGUCAACCCCGGAACAACAGAACGAGAUCUAAAAACCAGGCAAAAGCAUCUGGCGAAGACCUGGAUCCAUCAUGCUGACCUUAAAUCAGUACAAGAUGCACAAGUGGUAAUGCUAGGUUAAGAAUGUUACCAUCAACAGUGAAGGAACACUGUUUCAAAAUAAAAACAGAAUGAGGUAAAAGAAAAGAAAGACAAAAGAAAAAAAAAUGCAGAAUCCAAGAAGGUAAUAGCAAGUAAGGAACUUUCUUUCUUUGUAUAAGUGAAAUUUGUAUUUGUUUUUGUUUCUAAUAUUUUGUUGCUAACAUUAUAAGGUUUAGAGAUGAUUGCAUUAUGAUUUUAUGGUAUAAAAAAAGUUAUUGUUUUCAGUUCAGAUACUUUACCAGAUAUUGUUAAGUUUGUGUUCCACACAAAAGAAAAUAAUCAGGUAAAUUGAAAAGCACAAGAUAAUUAUAAAUAUAUAUAUUAUUUACAUUUCUUUGUCACAUUUGUUGAUUAAAAAUAGAUUGGUGAA
Molecule: messenger RNA, 1034 nt
Organism: Penaeus indicus
Lineage: Eukaryota; Metazoa; Arthropoda; Malacostraca; Decapoda; Penaeidae
Exons: 6
Coding region: 103-555 (150 amino acids)
Cellular component (GO): nucleus
Molecular function (GO): nucleic acid binding; exonuclease activity
Source: RefSeq, a predicted model, not a curated record